AUGGCAAUGGCAAACAAUAAAAGAAAAUGUUUUACCUGUCAUAAAGAAAACAAUACAUAUACUUGUGAAGGAUGUUUAAAAAGAUUCUGUUCUAGACAUAUACCAGAACAUCAACAAAAAUUAAAUGACGAAUUAAGCCAUAUUAUUAUUGAUUAUGAUCAGCUUAAACAAAAAAUUAAUGAACAAAAUCGACAAAAUCAUUCAUUAAUAAAUCAAAUUGAUCAGUGGGAAAUGGAAUCAAUUGAGAAAAUUCAACAAAAAGCACAAAGUUAUCGAGAAAUUGUUAUCAAAUUCUCAGAAACAUCUAUUAAUGAUAUUGAAAUACGAUUUAAUGACUUAAAUAAACAAAUACAACAACUGAAGAAAGAAAAUGAUUUUAAUGAAAUUAAUUUAAACUAUUUAAAAAGUCAAUUAAUGAAAUUGACACAAGAAUUAAAUAGUCCAUUGAAGAUUUCUAUUAAAGAAGAUUCAGAAUCAUUUAUUAAUGAAAUUUCGAUAAUUCCAUCAAAAAUAUCAAAAUUCAGUAAAUGGAAACAAAACGCCAUCACUGUGGCUGGUGGAAAUGGACAAGGACAUGAAUUAAAUCAACUCGACCACCCAUUUAGAAUCUUCAUUGAUAAAAAGAAAAAUAUUUUCAUUGCUGAUGGUUUUAAUCAUCGUAUUGUUGAAUGGAGACAUAAUGCAAAAGAAGGACAAAUUAUUGCAGGAAAAGAAGAAGGUGAAAUUGUUGUUGGUGGAAAUGGAAAAGGAAAUCAAUCAAAUCAAUUAAAUAAUCCCAGUGGUUUAUCUUUUGAUAAUAAAGGAAAUCUUUUUGUUGUUGAUCGGUUAAAUCAUCAAGUUGGAAAAUUUGAAAUAAUUUUGUAA
Messenger RNA from Adineta steineri, 864 nucleotides. The record is from the annotation of a GenBank genome assembly. Lineage: Eukaryota; Metazoa; Rotifera; Eurotatoria; Adinetida; Adinetidae.